Molecule: messenger RNA, 4825 nt
Organism: Esox lucius (northern pike)
Lineage: Eukaryota; Metazoa; Chordata; Actinopteri; Esociformes; Esocidae
Gene: xpa
Product: xeroderma pigmentosum, complementation group A
Exons: 7
Coding region: 3684-4502 (272 amino acids)
Biological process (GO): nucleotide-excision repair, DNA damage recognition; nucleotide-excision repair involved in interstrand cross-link repair; UV-damage excision repair
Cellular component (GO): nucleotide-excision repair factor 1 complex
Molecular function (GO): damaged DNA binding
Source: RefSeq, a predicted model, not a curated record
AUCCGGGUUGAGGUGAAACCGUGAGAUCAUGAAAGAUCAGAUCCCUACCUAUAGUCAGGUCCUGUCCUACCGGGCAAACACACUGCCACCAUUUCUUCAGUCACUGUAAAUCUUCUACAUUUGUGGCACAUUUUCAAAGACAUGCGCGUGAAGGAAAUGUUUUCGAGCGCUUGCGGUGGCGAGGUCAGGUUAAACACGUAAGCCGGGAGCUCUGCCGUGCAGAAGCCUGAAGUCCUUUACAUAGGAAGGCUUUGACCCGGCCCAGCAGGAAGGCAUCGGCGGGAGUGUUAAGUCACAGUUCACUGACGAGCGGUCACAUGUCAGAAAGGUAGACUGAGGUAAAGUACAUAUUGUGCUGCUCUGGGACCUGUUCUUCGACUGUCACCGCGCUGGACGGCGGAUGCAUUGCAUAUUGACUGUACAUGCAAACAAAGCUAAUUUGACACAGACACUUUUCCAUUGUAGUACAAUUGCAUGUGUUCAGUGGGCCCAAAGUCCAGAUCAUAUGUCGGAUGCUUUCUUCCAAACACAUCCGUGUUGAAUUAACCAUUUCCCUUUCUCUCUUCCAUGUAUCCUCCAGACAAUACCUUACCCAAAACAAGGCAGGCUAUUAACAAAAGGAACCUGUACAGCAGGCUUAAAAAGAAUUACAACUGCUGUGUGAAAUUAUUUUAGGGUAUUUUCUUUUUUUAUGAUUAUCAUUUUUAAAGGCAUACAAGGUCAAUGCCAUUUGUUCAAAAGUCAACGGUUAAAAAGUCACUGCAGGAAGUAAAGAUAUUUAGCACAUGAACUACCAAUCUAGCCCACAGUUGGCCUCUGUUAAAGUAUUUGUGUUGACUUCUACACGAUCUGAAUUGAAUCCAAAGCUCUCAAAGAACAGUGUUUUCUAUUAAUAAUCCACAUUAAAACUGCUGUAGCCUAGUUCUAAUAUCCGGGGGAAGAGAGUCUCUAUUUCAGUAUACUGGUAGGGCACACUGUGAUAUGCUAAAAGAGCACUAGAUUAAUGCAACUCUGUGAAAACGAGAUUAAGACGGUAAUGACUAAAGCUCCUGUCCUGCAUUGCUUUAAAUAGAUGCUAAGCAUUGUGCAUGGACACCCUUAAUGUGUUAAUGUGAGAAUGUCUCAAUGUUGCCGGCUGGGGAAAGUUACCAGAUUAGCUCUGGGACUACACCUGAUGAGUCUCCGGUAUGAAAUAGUACAGGGAGGUCAUGGUAGAACGGAAUAGAAUUAGGAAUGUCAUUAUUUCCCGGGGUCUGGGCAGCGUCAUCCAGUACACAUUUACUGCUGCAGGCAUUAAUUCAAGUCUAGACUCUGGCAUCUGUCUUUCAAAGCUUUGCUGUCAAAUACAGCAUAAAGAUGCCUGUACAUGACCAAUUCCAUAAUUUGACUUAAUUUAAAUUUGCACAUUAACAUUUGGAUCUGUCACUACAACUUUGAUGUAGUGUUUCUUUUACAUUUUCAGUGGGACUGAUUUAAGACCUCAGACAUUUACCUGUUUGUUGUGUAAGCCUUGUGCCUGGGAUCAGUUUUUUUUGCGGCAGGUAAGAAGCAUCCCCACAGCCUGGUGCUUCCACUGCCACUGUAGGGAUGGUGGCAUGGCAGUGCUAGGUUUGCUCUACACAUAGUGCUUUGCACAUCUCAACCUUUUCCCAUGUGGGAACUGGGUCACUCUCAUGCUUUCAGAUGUUUUUUUGAGUAACUGCUUCCUUCUUGCUUUCCUUCAACACAGGCCAAUGCAGAGCUCUUGAUAUGGUUGACAUUUACCCCACACCCAGCCACUGGAGUCUGUCGCUCCUUCAAAGUGAUUGCUGGCCUUUCUGUGGCGAUGCGUUCUGAAGGACAGGCUUAUCACGGCAUUGCCUAGAUGGUUUGAUGCAUCUUCCACUUUCUGAUUACUUCUCCAACUGGGAUAUCCAAUUCAUGCAUGUGUUACUUUAUGUUUAACUUCUGUAGAAUGCUCUUUGGUCUUCGUAUUCUUUCAGAUUCACAGCCUGACCAAAGAUGCUUCAACAGUGGUAUAUAUUUUUACUUUAAUUGAUAACAAGCCUAAAACCAAAAAAGCAAGCGAUAAGAUUUUAAAGAACAGGAGCUAAGAACAACUCCCUAAAAAGUUCAGAACACAAGAAGAAACCUGUAGAGGAGCUGAGCUCUGGGAGUUACCCGUCCCAGAGAGUGCAGAAGUCAGACAGAAAGAUCUGUCACUCAACCGACUCAAGAACGGUCAAAAGCCCGACAUGAUAUGAUGCAACCUCUUACGGAGAGCAGGGGGCGACACGAGUAAAUCAGUGAGUCACCCCCUGUAAGAGCACUGAAGAAAGGGUUUCAAUACUAUUACGUGAUUUGACACAGGGACGUUGGGACUAAAAGUUACAGAUUUGGGCACUUUUACAGAAACCAGCAGGGGUCACACCAACGAGUAGAGAUGUAUAUUUAAAUUGGGCCAUAUAAUAUAACAACCCAUACUAUAAAAUAAUUACAAGGGAACUGUAAAACGUCACCCCCACAUUACUGAUGAGCAUAUUCAGUGACAUUUUUAAAUGCAGUUACUCCAUGACAAGUCAAAUCAUUCCCCCAAGCAGUCAAAAUCCUGCCAGUGGCAUCUGAGACUAAUGUUUGGUCAAAUAACAAAUACAUCUUCUAACCAUGUCUGUGUACUUUAUAUAUUGAGUUGCCAUCACAUAAUUCGAUGUUUGGCUAUUUUGUGUUAACAACCAGGUGUAAUUAAUAAACUGGCUACAGAGCAUAGAUUAUAUCAAUUUAAUGUUGAUAUACACCAGUGGUGAUUGAUAUAAACCAGUGGUGACUGAUAUGCGCCAGUGGUGUGAUGUAUGGAAUAUUUUUACACAAAUAUGGAAGGUCAUUAUCAAUACAUAAAAUCAAACUUUAAACUUCUCCUGCAUUCUAACUGCAUUUCAAGACACUGUAAAUUGAAAAGAAAAGGGUAAACAAAGUUAGCAAAUUUUGGAUUUCUACUUUAUAGCCUUAUAAUUUAUGCUAUCUUUAAAAACUAUUACAUUUAAAGAGAACAAUAAGAAAACAUGGUUGAUCAACCAUUGCAGAAAGUAAAAAAUUAAAAUGAAAACAAAACUUUUUUUUAAAAUGAUGGUUAUUAAGACAACUAGAAAGUGUCCUUUUUGAAAAUGUCAUCGUUUAGCAUGCCCUUAGAUUUUGACAGGCUGAAAAGACAGGAUCAUAUUGGCUGAGGCGUGCUUUCACCUUUGUUUUAAGCUUAGUUUGUCCAGUUGGGAUGUACUAAGCAGAGAUAUUGCAACGACAUUACAUCAUAUAUGGAACAUUGCCAGUAUAUAGAGAGGACUUGGAAGGAUGUGUUCAAUGAGGAACAGGAUAACGCUUCACCGAGAAGGGUGGGUAUCGAAUCUUCUUGCCUGGUUGUGACACCUUGUGGUCAUACAGAGAAGCAGCAGCGGUUUCGUACAGCACUUUUAUUUUGAAGGUUUAAAAGCCCGGAAGUUGGUUGUGCAUGCAGGGAAUGGCAGCCGCCAGCAAUUGUUUUUGAAAAAUACAAAACCAAUUGUGGCAAUCCCCCGUUAUACUGUUAUAAUAUCUAACAGUUGUUUUUCUGAUAAACAAAAACAAAUUCCAUUCACUGCUAUUUCCAAGACGAUGGAGUAGUUUACAGACGACAUCCAAGUGAGUACAGUAGUAAGAGCCUGUUUUUUCCUAUGGAUCUGGGAACGCCGGUGAAGAAUGCUUCACCUCCGGAUUCCAAAGACACGAACUGCGAUCUGACCCCCGCUAUGAGAGCGAAGAUCGAAAGAAACAGACAGCGGGCUUUGAUGCUGAGGCAGUCCCGGCUGGCAAGCAGACCAUUAACGGGAGAUGGGGGCGGAUCCUCGGCUAAACUCACAAAGACAAUCGACUCUGGUGGAGGGUUCUUCAUCGAUGAAGAAGAAGGACAGGAGGAGCAAAAGGCAAAGAAAGUGGUGCAUCUACCUGCCCCGGUGAUAGAGGCAGACUAUCUGCUGUGUGAUGACUGUGACAAGCCCUUUAUGGAUUCCUACCUCAGCAAUAGCUUCGAUCUGGCAGUCUGCGACAGCUGCAGAGACAACGAGGUGAAACACAAGCUGAUAUCCCGUACCGAGGCUAAGCAGCUUUACCUGCUGAAGGAUUGUGACCUCGACAAGAGGGAGCCAGUGCUGAGGUUUGUCCUGAGGAAGAACCCACACAACCCUCGCUGGGGAGACAUGAAACUCUACCUCAAGCUACAGGUGGAAAAACGCUCCUUAGAAGUGUGGGGCUCCGAGGAGGCCCUGGAGGAGGCCAAGGAGUCCAGAGAGGAGAACAAAGAGGUGCAGAAGCAGAAGCGCUUCAAUAAAAAGGUCAAAGAGCUGCGUCGUGCAGUCAGGAGCAGCGUGUGGACCAAGGACACCAGCGCUCACCGACACGAGUACGGCCCAGAGGAACUAGUGGACGAAGAGGAGGACCUUUACAGGAAGGUCUGCAACACCUGCGGACACCAACUGACCUACGAGAAGAUGUAGCUUAGUGUCUUCAAAUCCUCCCAGGGGCCAACAGGAUUUGUUUCAGACCACUGGCAGAUGUUGGACGCUUAAACUUAGAUUCAAAUGAUUGUUAUGUCAUAAUGACCCUUUGAAGCUGAUGUCAAGAAUCUGAGCUGUUGUCUCGGCACAUGCCACACACAAAGGUGCCACAAGAGGGCACACAUUGACCUUUGUUGUACAGCCAGAAAACAUCCUGAACUGUUAAAAUAUCGUCACGUUUAGCAUAUUAAUUUUCCUGUUGUAUAUCGACCAUUGACUUCAUAUAUUGUGUCUGCAUGGGCAAAAUAAAUAUUUUUCCAUAA